GCCUCCUGCAGGACUGUCCUCCACCCCCAACCCACAGCAACCUGAUACCGGAGACGAGCGGUCCAGACAAGCCUGCAAACGAGGCGUUCCCCCCGCCGCCCUGCCUGCCUGCCUGUCUGUCUGCACAGCGGAGCUCCAAAGCGUCAAUGCCAAACGCCGCCGACUGCCUCGGGGAAGAUCAGACCGAGAUAUAGCCGAUCCCUCGUCCCAUCGGCGGCCGGGAUGGGUGUAAUAAUCUCCGUCUAUCGCAAACCAGAGAAGCUCACUGUUUGCGCCGUUGACUUGUGAUUUUUUUCCCCUCUCAGCGGAGAUCGUGAAAUGAGACGGGACGAACUAACUGGCUAGCUCUCAGGCUAACAUCGGUUAGCGUCUAUAGCAGUCAGCUUGUAACAUAACCGAGCUAAUUGGCUAAGGUUUACGCCAAAUUCCUGCCUGUGGUGUCGAACGGGUUGACUGUUUUUUUAGUUGAGAAUGGUCCGUGCUUACACAAAUUAGUUGCACGACGGUUCUUUUUGCGAUAUUUACCUUCUUUGCCCAAGUUUUCUAGCACCAGACAGUCGCCCCCCCUCCAAGCAGCUAGCAUGUUAGCUAGCAGAUAUGGACGUCGUUGGCUGGCUAGUUGUAAACGGCAGAUCCGCCAAAAGCGUUAGAUGCUCGGUGUGUCUGUCCGGUCUGUGCGGGACUCGAUAACGGGACCAACUUUUUAUCGGCAGUGAAUGUUAGUUAGACGACCAAAACAACAACAACAACAGUUUUUUUUUUUGCCCCAUAUAUAUAUAUAUAUUAAUGUGUCCCGUGCCUGAGAACUCAGUUCAAGUUAUUGAGCUGACGUGAGGACAGCACGGUGGUAUCUACUGAACAAGAGCACCAGAGAAGGAGAAGAAGGAGCUCCACCUGAGAGACCAAAGUCGACUGUAAGCUGUCAUGGCUGUGGGCCGAAUCACGAUGAAAUCACUCGCUAAAUUUGGGUUUUGCCUGACGAUUCUCCUGACAUCUGUGGCUGCGGCGCAGGGCGAGGAGAGGGAGUGCGCCUUCACCGACCAGCAGCAGCAGUGGGAGGUGGAUCGAGUGGCGGGGGGCGAAGGCCGCGUCUCCCCGGAGAACACCACCAUCCGAUGUGUCAAGGGCAGCCACUGCUUCGGCCUGUGGGAGAAAAGUCUUCCCGGCGAAGUGCGGCUGGUCAAACAAGGCUGCUGGACUCACCUGGGCGACCACCAGGGCUGCCGAGACGACCGCUGCGUGGUGACCAACUUCCCGCCACAGAUCCAGAACGGGACGUACCACUUCUGCUGCUGCGGCAGCGACAUGUGCAACGUCAACUUCACAGAGGACUUCCCACCGCCCAGUCCGACCACGGCACAAACCCCCUACCCCCGCCCACUGCGCCAUGAAGAGACAAUAAUCAUCGCCCUGGCAACCGUCUCCGUGCUGGCCGUGGUUGCCGUAGCAGCCUUCUUCGCUUACCGCAUGAUGCGCAGAGAUGGUAAGCAAGGCCUUCACAACCUGAAUAUGAUGGAGGCCGCCGGCUCCGAGAGCUCUCUGGAUCUAGACAAUCUCAAACUGCUGGAGCUGAUCGGGCGCGGUAGAUACGGCGCCGUCUACGGCGGCUCUCUGGACGAACGGCCCGUGGCCGUGAAGGUAUUCACCGCAGCCAACCGCCAGAACUUCCUCAACGAGUGCUCCAUCUACCGGCUGCCGCUGCUGGAGCACGACAACAUCGCCCGCUUUGUGGCCGCCGACGAGCGGACGGGCCCAGAGGGACGCACAGAGUACCUGCUGGUCAUGGAAUACUACCCACAUGGCUCUCUGAGUCGCUACCUGGGCGUCCAGACCAACGACUGGGUCAACAGCUGCCGGCUCGCUCACUCAGUCACCCGCGGCCUGGCUUACCUGCACACGGAGCUCUUCAAAGGAGACCUGUACAAGCCAGCGGUCUCCCACAGGGACCUGAACAGCCGGAACGUCCUCGUCAAGGCCGACGGCACAUGCGUCAUCAUCGAUUUCGGCCUGUCCAUGAAGCUGACGGGGAACAGGCCGGCACGUAACGGCGAGGAGGAGAACACCGCCAUAAGCGAGGUGGGGACGAUCCGCUACAUGGCCCCAGAGGUCCUGGAGGGGGCGGUGAACCUGAGGGACUGCGAGUCGGCGCUGAAACAGGUGGACAUGUACUCCCUGGGCCUGAUCUACUGGGAGAGCUUCAUGAGAUGCACUGACCUCUUCCCUGGAGAGUCGGUGCCAGAGUACCAGAUGGCCUUCCAGGCAGAGGCAGGGAACCACCCGACGUUUGAGGACAUGCAGGUCCUGGUGUCCAGGGAGAAGCAGCGGCCCAAAUUCCCCGAGGCCUGGAAAGAGAACAGUUUGGCGGUCCGCUCUCUGAAAGAGACGAUGGAAGACUGUUGGGACCAGGACGCAGAGGCCCGUCUCACGGCCCAGUGUGCCGAGGAGCGUCUGGCGGAGCUGCUCCUCAUAUGGGACCGCUCCAAGUCGGUCAGCCCUACGCUCAACCCCAUGUCCACCACGCUGCACAACGAGAGAAAUCGCAUGACGCCGAAGUCGGGCCCUUACACAGACCAGACGUCCACUUACAUCGAGGAGAAUGAGGGCGUUGCCAAGAACGCGCAGGCCGACACCACCGGCUCGGUGAGCGGUCGCGCCGGGGCCGGGACCGGAGAGAGGAACAGGAACUCCAUCAAUCAGGAGCGCCAGCAGCAAGCCAACGCCCGCCUGCCCAGCCCGGAGGGCAGCAGCACCAGCGCGGGGUUCAGAGGCAGCCCCUCAGCCUCCACCACCACCACCACCACUAUCAUCUCCGACUCCGAGGGCACCACAGGGUCCGCCACGGUCCCCGUCUGCCUCCACCUGACCCAGGAGGACCUGGAAACCACCAAGCUUGACCCGAAGGAGGUCGACAAGAACCUGAAGGAGAGCUCGGAUGAGAACCUGAUGGAGCACUCGCAGAAGCAGUUCUGCUCCCCAGAUCCGCUGAGCCCCGGCAGCUCCAGCCUCCUCUACCCGCUCAUCAAGAUGGCGAGUGAGGCCGCGGGCACGUCGGAGCCCGCCGCCCCGAUGCCCGCCACCAUCUUCCCCCUGCCCAAGCAGCAGAACUUGCCCAAGAGGCCGUCCAGUCUGCCCCUGCGCACCAAGCCCACCAAGAAGGAGUCCUCGUCGUCCUCACUCAGGUUCAAGUUCGGACGCUCGGGGAAGUCCAACCUGCGGCAGGUGGAGGGCUCAAAGAUGAACAUUGGUGCAGUGACGGGCACCAACGCAGCGGCGGAGGCUCAUCGGGGCGCGGGCACAAACAACACACCCGCUCUGCGCGACGCGCACGCCAACGGCGCCGCUAACGGUCACGCCAGCGCCGGGGUCUCGGCCAUGGUGGCAGGCGGGGCGACGGGUUUCGGAGGGUCCAGCGUAACUCAGAACGGGUCCGGAGACGGCCGCCUGAGCCUCGGCGUCAUCACAGCCAGCCCCGACGAGCACGAGCCGCUCCUGAGCCGUGAGCGGGAGCAGCCCGACCCGAGGGAGGCAGCGCCGAGUGUCGCGGCCCUCCGCUCGGCCCGGCCCAACACGAACAACAACAACAGCAACACCGGCCACGGCAGGGGGGACGGGGAGAGCGGAGGAGAGAGCGACGGGGGGGAGGAGGAGGGGAGCGGGGAGGGAGGGAGCAGGGAGACCACGGGGCCCCCAGGAGAGAGCUCGGGGUCCGGUGUCGUCGCCCCCCAGCGGGAAGCUCCGGUCACCAUGAGAGGGGAGGCCCUGCUCAGGCAGCCCAGAACCCGCCGGCCUGAGAGACCCAACUCCCUGGACCUGUCCUUCACUACACAGGACCUGGCCUCACUAGGGGAGGGCUUGGUCCAGCCUGACGGGGCCUUGGGGCCGGGCGGCGAGAAGAUCAAGAAGCGCGUCAAGACGCCGUAUUCCCUGAAGAAGUGGCGGCCCACCACGUGGGUCAUCUCCACGGACGCCAGGGGGCCGGAGGUCAACAACAACAACGGGUCGUCCCGCGGCCAGGCGCACAGCCAGAGCCGGCCCAAGUCCAGUUCGGCCAUCUACCUGCGAGGGGGCAGCUUGGCCAGCGAGCCCAGCGACACGCACGUGUGAAACGCGGGCUCUCUGACAAGACUGAAAAAAAUAUAUAUAAUAAUAAUAACAACCAGAGAGCGUUUGGUUUGUGUCUGCUGAGCUCCCUGCUCUCAAUCAGCAGGAGGAAGCUCCGGAGCGUCUCGUGAACAAACAGUCUGAGUCUGAUCGUGUACAGUAAUUAGGUCCGUCUCACUCCUGUGUCUUUCUGAUGAUGGCAUUGCUUUAAAUGGAAUCCAGCUAUGCAGCAUUCUCAUCCGCUUCUGUUUACGCGUUUUAUUAAUCUCCCCUUUUGUCCGUUUAUUGUUUUCUACCACGUUUCGUCCCUUUUUCUUUUGUCUGUGUGCACUUUGAACCGACUAAAAUCAGUGUUUAGAAAAGUCCCGUCUGUUGCGAAAGUGGUCUCUAAACUGAAAAAAUGAACUGAAAAAUAAAAGGCGACGACAAACAAUCAACACUUUGAGCGCUCUCGUUCGCUGCAUCGAGCGGUGUUUCGGGAGCGUGCUCGGUAAAAAGCAUCGACGGUCUUAAAAGACAGAACAAACUGCUCUAAUCUUUAUUUGUUUCCUUGAUUUGUAUGCAAUACCAAUUUUAUUUCGCCUGUGUAUCGUUUCUAAUUGUGCAAUAGGAUUUAGCUUUUAGAACGCUUUCAAUGUUUGUUUUUUUUAACGCUUCCGUUCUUUUGGUUGUUGUUUCAAAUCCCGUCGUUAUUUUUUUUUUUUUAAAUGUUAAUCUCUGUUGCACUUAUGAAUUGUCACAAUCGUUUUGUAAACAAUCCACCGUACACUAUUCCCCCCCCCCCCCACCCCCACCUGACUCGAGAGCAGAAAAAAGCAAAUGACAAUCUCUGGACUAUUUUUCGGGGGGGCGGGCACAAACACAAUCAACCCAAGCUGACUGGAAGAAACAAAGUGGGUUUUCAUGGAACUCCCUCUGCUUGCACAAUGAACACCAGGAAUGGCUCAAACUCCGUAGGGUGGGGGGUAUUUUAACGCUACAAUCACCGGAAUCAAACCUGCGGAGUGAUCUGCUACAGUGGCCGACUCCCAACCCUGUCCCGCCAUCGCCUGACCUCACUGUGGACUCUGUUCAGCUGCCUGUCAGUCGACUGAAACACUAAGAAAGCCCAUAUUCUGCUCCUUGAACCGUUGUCGGAAAAACCAUAAACUAACCUAAAAGAAACCAAACCCCUCUGAAGCACGCUGGAUAUUAUUUCUGCUUCUCCCCGUCUCAUCCCUCGAUGUCCUAACGACUGAUUCCUGCGCGUGUGAGUGUGCACGUGUCGUAUUUUUCCUUUUUACGAGCAUUAGAUUUUGUCGGCCGUAGCGCUGUACAGGCGUGCUGAAAUGUCAUCAUUCUGUAUUUUCAGGCGCUGCUUCAGGGCAUAUGAAAAGAUCUCAUUUAUGUUUUUGUAAUCUGUAAUUUGUAUGAAAAAAAAAAAACCCAACAUAUGUAUGUGUACUGCAUUGAUAUUUGCAUUGUUUUUAUGGAAUUCUGUUUUUUUUGUUGCGUUCAAUGGACACGGCCUUCGACUCCAUUGCUAUGCAUCUGCUCGGUACAGUUUCUGUAAACAUUUUCAAGUCAAUAUGGAAGAAAAAAAAACUCAAUAAAUGUAUGAAAUAAUCGUU
Molecule: messenger RNA, 5711 nt
Organism: Anarrhichthys ocellatus (wolf-eel)
Lineage: Eukaryota; Metazoa; Chordata; Actinopteri; Perciformes; Anarhichadidae
Product: bone morphogenetic protein receptor type-2
Exons: 13
Coding region: 925-4104 (1059 amino acids)
Biological process (GO): vasculature development; BMP signaling pathway; protein phosphorylation
Cellular component (GO): signaling receptor complex; plasma membrane
Molecular function (GO): transforming growth factor beta receptor activity; ATP binding
Source: RefSeq, a predicted model, not a curated record